Molecule: messenger RNA, 902 nt
Organism: Myotis lucifugus (little brown bat)
Lineage: Eukaryota; Metazoa; Chordata; Mammalia; Chiroptera; Vespertilionidae
Product: pre-mRNA-splicing factor CWC22 homolog
Exons: 7
Source: RefSeq, a predicted model, not a curated record
AUGCAUCCUUCAGAUGUUCAGACUUUUCUUCAAGGAAGGACUGGUGGCCGCUGGCUAUUAACUCCUUCAAGUUGGCCUCAGCUUUUGAGUUUUGGCAAUGCUCUUCUUGGGGUGGCCUCUGCUAAUGACCAAGCAAGAGGUGCUACAAGGACCGAGAUUUUUGCCAAGUACAAGACACUUCUACUAGGUGUUACUUCUGUCUCUAUCUCUGUUCACUUGUCAGAGGACCCAAUAGUACCAGGAUUGACCCGAAAAAGUUAUGAUUGUGCUCAGCGCUUGCUCGAGGGGCUCUCUGUUGCUCCGUAUGGGCUGCCCUCCUCCGUCCUCCUCUUUCCUCCCGUGAUCCUUGCAGACAGAAAAAGUAUACUGUCAGAAAAUUCAUACCAUUUGGGACUUGUUAUUUGGACCAGCUUAAGGAGUCUGAUUGAUAGGAUCAACUGGCAGCAGAAAAUGAAAAGUAGUGUGGCACAGAUAAAACAUUCUUCAGGUCAUGACAGAAGGGAAAACAACAGUUCAUAUCAAAGGACCAUCUCUCCAGAAGACAGAUAUGCAGAACAAGAAAGAUCCCCCCGGGAUAGAGAUUACUUUGAGUACAGCAGGUCAGACAAUGAGCGUUCAAGAAGAGGACGUUCUUAUGAUGGCAGCAUGGAGUCACGAAGUAGGGACAGAGAGAAACGCAGAGAAAGAGAAAGAGAUGUGGAUCGGAAAAGGUACCGGAGAUCUUCAUCGCCUGGGAGAAGAAGCCCAGAACCAUCGGUAACCCAAAGUUCCUCUGCUCAGGAUGAGCCUACUGCAAAGAAGAAGAAAGAGGAGCUGGAUCCUCUUCUUACUCGUACUGGUGGAGCAUAUAUUCCUCCUGCAAAGCUCAGGAUGAUGCAAGAACAGAUCACAGAUAAAAACAG